UGCUGCCCCUUCCCACUCCCCGCCGGCUCUCGGAGCAGCUCAGUCCCCGCCGCGGAGCCCCGAGGCCGCGCACGCUCGCUCCGGGCUCUGCCCCGCAGGCUCUGCCGGAGAUGCCGGGCAGGAGGCGGUGGUGGGCACGCUGCUGGCUGGGCGUCUGCCUCUCGCUGCUGGGCGCCGGGGGCUGCAGCGGCGGCGGCGGCGGCUCCGAGCCCUGCCGGCUGCCCCCCUGCGGCGGCGAGGCUGCCCCGCCGCCCUGCCGCGGGGCCCGCUGCGGAGCCCGUGCCGGCCGGCCCGCCCGCUCCUUCCCGCACACCGCCACGCCGCUGCGGGCCCCGCAGGGCAAGGCGCAGCCCCCCGCAGCCAGGGGGGGCCCUCCGGAGGCCUGCCCGGCCGGGGGCUGCUCCGCCAACGGCACCCGCCGCGACUGCCAGGGCCUGGAGUGCCGCCUGCCGCCCCGCCUGCGGCCGCGGCCCCGGGGCACCGCCGGCUGUGCCGCCUCUACCGCCGAGGGCUGCCCUGAGCCCGCCCUGCUCCGCGCCGCCGAGAGGGCCGCCCAGUUCGCCGGGGAUGACUUCGCCUACGGCGGGCCCGAGCUGGGCGGAGGCGGCGCCCUGGGGGUGCAGCUGGCCUGCGACGUGAAGCCAGGAGAAAACGAAGUUCCGUCUGAAGACGCCCUAAUACUACAGCUGCACCUUGCAAAAGGACACGAGAAAUUUACUGAAAUGCUAAAAAGCCAGCAGCAAAUCAUUGUGGAUUUGCAGCAAAAACUUGCUGAACAGCAGCACAUACUGGUUAGCCAGCAAAAGGAGAUUCUUGAACAGCAAAGAAAAAUGUAUGAGCAAAUGGAUCUGAUCAAAGUCCAGUAUGGCAUGCUUUUUGACACAGUGAAACAAAUGUCAUUUCAGAGUUUGCAAGAAGAUAUUCAAAAUUAUUUUGAAAGUCAUCUUCAAGGACUUCAGAACCAGGUCAGGAAUCAUCUCCAGAAGUCAUACUCUGUCCAUAAAGUAGAAGUGGAUGCAAAAGUGAUUAAUGUUGGGGAGUCUUUGCUGGACUGUGGUCUUUGUGAAAGUGAUGAAUUUUGCAAUUUCCAAAAGACACCUUCACAAUGUGAAAAAUGCACAUUGUGUCCUGCUGGUUUUUUCCAAAUGGCUGAGUGUUCUGCAAACUCUGAUCGGAUUUGCCAGGACAGAGAUGAAUGUACUGAAUCACCAAGCAUUUGUGGUGAGAGGAUAAAGUGUCUGAAUACUCCAGGUGGCUUCCGAUGCCUUGGAAUUGCUGAGAAAGAUGCUGCUUUGGGAUUGUGUGGAGAGGAAUAUUUCUUUAAUAAGGAAAUGCAGGAAUGCCAGGCGUGUUUGAAAUGUGAAGAUGGAAUGGUGGCUGUGCCUUGCUCCACUGUCAGUGACACAGUUUGCUCAGCAACCAGUGAAAACAAGCUCUCGGAGUCUUGGGCUGCAAACAUCAUUUUACCAUCUGUAAAGUCUGGCAUCUCUCAGGUCUACUCUGGUUUGAACUUGAAGAUAAGGGAAAAGCUUCACCGUGAAAUCCUAUCCAUUGAAGAUACCAGCCUGGUAUUCAGGCAACAUGGUCUGUUGUGGACUGACCUAAAUUUUGCAGUAAAACAUAACUGCAGGAAUUUUUUGCAACUUUCCUUAAAGCUAAAUGGCAGUGAGGAAGGCUACGAACUGAGUGGUGUUCGCAUUGAACAACCAGAAGGAAAAUAUUUCCAGAGCACCAGUUUAAGCAGUGCUGCUGAAGUGGAACCCAGCCAAACUCUUUCUGUGUUUUUAAGGAGCCCAAAUCAGUUCUGCAAUCAAAGUAAAGACUUACAUAUUUAUGAUCUUAACACACCACUAAGUUUGUUUUGGUUGUCUCAUGACACGGGUGCUGUGGCAAUCAGUGCACAGAUGUCAACAGCAAUGCAUUACCAAACCAACUAUCGACCUACCUUUAAAAUAAUUUCUGUUUCCGACCCUUACAUGCUAAGUUUAUCUCAUGAUGGCAGAGCUAUAAAGUUCACUGAAACCGGUGUUGUCAAAUUUGUGUUCCACCAAGCAUUGUAUUCCAUGGGCCAUACGUGUGUCCGGGAGGGUUUCUCCUUAAUUUCUUAUAUAAACAGGAAUGGCACCAACAGAGAAUUAAUGAAUGUAUUUAAAUCUGGGGUAAACUACAGAGACACAUCGAUAUCUGCUUCUGGGGCCACAAAAGUUGCUGCUGGAGAUCUGAUUAGUUUUGAGAUACUUUCUCCUGCACAAUGUAAUGUUCGGUAUUUUGGAGAUAGUUCUGGAAUUAGUAUUUUUAGUCUCAUCUGGAUACCUUCAGCAGUUUCUAGUGCCAUAUCAGCCACAGUUUCUGUUACAGGUCUGCCUACUGGAGCUGUGAGAAACAAAUUACUAGAUUUCACUCAGGUCUCAUCCAGUGAGAAACAGAUACAGCUGGUUUCUUCUGGACAGCUUGCUCAGAAGUACUUCAUUUUUACUGAAAAGGGAGUUGCCAGCCUUGCAUUUAACUUAAAGCUAAUCCAUUCAUGCAAUGUGCUUAAAGUCACUCUCAACCGGUUGACCAUGGAUCACAUGCAACCCACAGCAAUUGCUCAGCAGAUUGGAGGUCAGAUGCCAGAGGGAAGCAUAUGGACCAGUGUGUCCCUCCGAGCAUCCUUUGAAGUACAUAACGGAACGCUGAUAUCAGUUUCUCUUGACUGUGUGCGUGGAAGGAUCAAUCAGAUCACUCAUGAACAUGGAACCAGUAUAUCUAUUUUAUGGAUUUCAUCUUAAUUUCUGUACAGUGGUGUUAGCCCAGAACUGGGGUUUAAAUUGGAUUUGGAUUCUGCUCUAAUUCAAUGUCUGUAUUUGACACCUUACUGUGUGUUGACAUGAACAUACCGUCCCACUAAAAUGCUCUCAAUUUUAGGAAUAUUUAAAGAUAAUCUUAAUUAAAUGAGCAGUAUUUAAAGAAAAGAGAGCUUCCAUUGUUCCAAGAUAGUACUUCUGUUACCAUCUUCAGGCAGGGGAACCACGAAUUCAGCUCAAACUUAUUUUUAAAAAAGCUGUCUUUUAAAAUCGUUUAUUUCUGGACCACAAAAAUUGCAGGUGAGGGUAAAUGCAUACCUUUUAGUGCUGGAACUGAAAGCAGCACAGCCAAGUAAUGGAAACCUGCUUUCACUUUUUCCACUGCAGCAGCCUAACAAGAAGACUAAAUGCACUUUGAAGCUAAUUUGUCUACAUCUUAUAAAAUGUUGUGCUUUCUGUAAGUGCCUCAAACAUGCCAUAGGCUAGAAGCGAUAGUAUGUUAAACAUUCAAGUACACAUGCGCAAUAUUCUUGAAGUGGACCUAGGUCAAAAUAGAACAUUGUUUUUACAAAAUACAAUAACUGUUCUAAACAAAAUCAUUGGAACUAAUGGUCGUUUUAAUUUAAUUUGGAAAUUGUCUGCUUUUAAGUAUUUUUUUUUUUUUUUGCCAGUGAAAGGUUGCAUGAGAAGGAAUGAAGUAUGAAACAAAUGUCUUAGAAAUUAAACUUUUUGAAUUAAACAAAUAUUUAUUCAAUUUAUUAUAAAUGACAAAAUAUUUUCAUGACCAAAAAGGAACACCAUUCACAAGCAUAUUUAUUUUGCUGAAUGCUUAUUUUUAAAAGUUCUUUUGGGGGGGUUAAAUCACUCAGAUAAUUCUAAAAAGAAACAGUGUAUUCAAUGACACUGAUUUUUGUCUUCUACCAACUCUUCAAUCAAACUGCUCUAUCUGAUCGGUGAAGAGCAUUUCCUCUCAUUUUCUCCUUUCUCCAUCAAUACUGCUUCACUCUCCAUUCUUAUCUCUUUUGUUAGGAGCAAAUAGCAUGCUCUGGCAUCCAGCUCGACUCCUCCAGACAUCCCUCAGCGUUCCUACUAAAGAGUGGGUGUUUGUAUGUCACAUGUAAUUAUGGGAGAGGGACAUUAAAUGAAGCCCUCACAGGCUGCCUCACAUCAACCUUCUUGAAAGCAAGACUACUGUGCAUGAUACAGCUUUAUUGUAGGUGCCAGCCUGAGCAUGUAUGUCUAAAUACAUGCUCUUUCCUGUGCACUUCACCUAUUCUAGAGUUUGUUAGAAUUUUCUGUAAAAGUAAGAACCUGAGCACUAGACUUCUGUCUGCUGGUUCGAUUUUUACUUGUGAUUUUCUAAUUCUGUCAUUACCACCUGUGGUUACCUUUCCCUCAUCCUUUUUCUUUGGGUUUACAUUCAAAGAUGUGCAGGCUUUGGACAGAUUGUUCUCCUGUUCUGAACAGACAAUACUGGUUUUCCUUGCUUUCAGCUGUAAGGUCCAAGCAGCCCAUCACUAGAUACCUCACUGGAUGCUGUGUUGAGGCCAGCAUAACUUUGCAAACCACAGUAAGUUCAGUCCUGGUGUCAUGGAAUUCUGUGACAGAGGGCUUCGUGCCUUUGUCAUUCAUUCUUUCGGAGACAUAAGGAAGGAUGGAUUAAAACUGAUACUGAAAAUGUUCAACAUUUGCAAAAUACUGUUAUUAUUACAGAUUAUAUUUGGUAUUGAUAAAGGAAGACUUCUGGGAUUAAAGUGCUUGAAGUGCCUUACUAAAGAACAGAGCAGUUUUUCUGAUUUCUUUACCCUGGGAGUCUAGUGAGACUGAACAAAGAUUAAAUACCAAAGGGGUUUUAGUUUUCUGAUCUGCCUGGCUGCUUAGUAAGGCAAACUAAUCAAAUCAUUCCUAGGAGGUAUCAAAAUCAUCACAUCUUCUCUAACAAACCCAAUCCUAUGAAGAGGUGAUUUUGUGAGGAGUGGGUCAAAGGGCUUCUUCCUCUCAGAAGGCAGCUCGUUGCUGUAUAAGGGACACGUGCUGUAAGAGAUGCUCUGCAGAAAGCAGGCCAAGGUAUUUCUAAAAUAAAACUCCAGCAGAAGACAAUGUGAGAGAAGGCUUGAAAUUAUAUGCUUAUAUUUUUGUUUCAGAAGAAGUUAAGAAAGUCACUUUCUCACAGACAUAACCCCUUAUUUUUCUUUGCUGCUUUGCCAUAUGCAGUUGUUUCAAAGGCUGUCAGCCCCCAAUAUAAUGAAAACUUAAGAGUCAUUCUUGAUUUAAACCUGUGUAGCAGAUAAUCAGAAUCUGAUGCUAGACGUAAUCUAUUACAUCUUCAGCAAAGUGCAGUUGUUACUUGAAUAUAAUAAUCAUUUGCCUAUAUAUAGCAUGUAACAAAUCUAAUGGCAUGAUUUCUAUGUAUAUGUUUGAUAUGGGUGGCCAGUGGAAUUGCUUGAAUAAGGAAGAGACUGAUGCUCAGUUCCUGUAUUAUACACACAUUGGUGGUACUUGCAUUUAAAUUCACCAUUUUAAAGGAUGCAGAAACUACCAGGGAGGUACAAGUGAACAUUAUUACAGCUAAGAGAGAUUUCAGAGUAUGGAUUCUUAAAUGCAGUAAAUCUUUUCUGAGGAUUCUUGGAGGAGUGGCCAUAACUGCCCUUAAAGAGUAGAUUUUUAGAUACACAAGGGAAGACAUGCAGUAUAUUGGACCCAUCUUGUAAAUGGUAAUGCAUCUAAUAUGGUUUUGCUAUUGUUAUUUGUGAUAAGGUACCCACAUGAUGAAAAAAAAUAAUCUUACUAAAUACAUAGUAUUAAUUGCAAUUUACAGCAAGCUUAGCCUUAUUUCAAGCAAGAAAAGAUUGUUUAUUUGAUCCUAAUUUUCAUCUCUCCCUUGAAAAAGAGAAGCCUGAAUCCGGAGCCACUUGCUGACCUUGAUUACAGUAACAUGAAUUUGGAGCAAAUGCGCUUGAAUCAGUGUUGAUUUAUGGUAGUCUAACUAACAGCACAGUAUAUAGCCUUUGUCUCUAUGAAAAUGAUAUAUAUUACCUCAUACCAUGCAACGUUAAGUGGUGUACUACGAUCCUGAGUAAGAUAAAGUUCAAAAGGAAUCAGACAAUUUACAAUGAAUGCUCAUUUUAUGGCACUUAUCCCAUUUGCUGUAAUUAAUUGCAUGCUUUAUUCUUGACAGGUAUAUCCUAUUAAUUAUAUUUACAGCUUUGAUCUUUUUUAUUCGUUUUCAUACCAUUUCUUUCUUUUAGUAGCACAAUAUAAUGCUGUGAAGUACAGAAUUCAUUUUAAAACUUUCUGUUGCAUCUUUUAAUACCAUGUUUAUGAUUAUGCUUAAAACCCUGGAGACAGUCUCCCCACCCCUUGCUUACAGACAGAGUUUCUAAUGGGAUUACUUAUAAAGUAAGGUCUUGUAGAGGAAGUAUGAGGCUAGCAAAAUCCAGUCAAACAGAGGGAAAUAAUACAUCUAGAUAGUCAGGUGCUUAUUUCACUUAUGUGAUGCAGGUACCUGCAGCAACAGGUGGUUAUGAAAAACUUGACCAUUACAGGAGGAAAAUAAUUUAGGUUGAAAAGUGCUGCCAUUGUGAGAGGAUAAAGGAUCUGGUUUACAAAAAA
This is a messenger RNA of Oxyura jamaicensis (ruddy duck), 6398 nucleotides long. RefSeq lists its product as uncharacterized. The transcript is spliced from 6 exons. The record is from RefSeq and is a predicted model, not a curated record. NCBI's taxonomy places the organism in Eukaryota, Metazoa, Chordata, Aves, Anseriformes, Anatidae. Gene Ontology annotation, molecular function: protein binding; calcium ion binding. Bases 111 to 2771 code for a protein of 886 amino acids.